AUGGUAGGAUUUAUAGAGAAGAUUUCUAAUUGGCUUAAAACAGGAGACACAUCGAAACCAGUUAAUAAAACUUGUCAUGAUCCUGCUAAAGACCUUGUAGAGUGCAUAUCGCAGACUGAUUGCUUUGAAAAAGGAGGAACUUUGAAAUAUUGUGCAAGAAAUGAUGAUAAUGUGGCUCAUCUCUGCAAAAAGGAAUUAAAUGAAUGGUUUCUCUGUAGAAAAUUCUCUGUUGACCAUUCAAAACAUUUUGUGAAAGAUACAUAUAGGUAG
Molecule: messenger RNA, 270 nt
Organism: Blepharisma stoltei
Lineage: Eukaryota; Ciliophora; Heterotrichea; Heterotrichida; Blepharismidae
Source: the annotation of a GenBank genome assembly